AUGGAGGCCCUUCGGUGGCUGCUCCUCCUCUGGCUGCUCCAGCACGGUGACCAAAGGGGACUCUGGAGAUGAUGUGGAUCCCAUGAUGUAGUUGGGGUUCUUCAGGAAUCCAUCCUCCUGCCCUUGGAAAUACCAUCCAAUGAAGAGGUUGAGAGCAUCAUCUGGUCCUCCUCCACGGAGCUUGCCAAGAUAGUGCCCCGGACCGAGGCACAUCCAAGCACCUUCACUUUGUAUGACCUGCGCUACCAGGACCGCGUGGAUCACCUGGACCCCAGCUAUUCCCUGCGUAUCAGCAACCUGAGCAUGGAGGACGCAGGGCCUUACCAAGCACAGGUCAACCUAAGGACAUCCCAGCUCGUCAUCCUACAGCGCUAUGAACUCCACGUCUACUGGCGCCUGUCAGAGCCCCGGAUCACUGUGAACAUGGAGAUCUUGGGGGACAUCUCCUGCAAUGUGUCCCUGACAUGCUCUGUGGAGAAGGCAGGCCAUGAUGUGACCUACAGCUGGGUGUCCCUGGAGGACGGCACCAACACCACCCACGAAGGCUCUGUCCUCAACAUGUUCUGGAGGCCUGGGGACAAAGCCGUUUCCUACACCUGCAAGGCCAACAACACUGUCAGCAGCAUCAGCUCUCGUCCCAUUUCUGGCAGACUCCUCUGUGCAGAUCCAGGCUGUCCUUCCCAGAAGGCUGGAGGGCCCUUCUGCAUCCUGGCCAAAGGGCUGCUCCUCCUGGUGCUGUUGGCGAUGCUGGCCGCGGGGCUCUGGCUCAGCCGGAGCUGGGUGAGACGUGAGAUGCCGGAGGGGAAGAAACUCAGGAGAAAUAGAAUGAGGCUGAGAAAGAAGGACAAGCUGGGCCCUAGCCUGCCCUGAUGCCCCUGG
Messenger RNA from Talpa occidentalis (Iberian mole), 879 nucleotides. Its product is annotated as SLAM family member 9-like. The record is from RefSeq and is a predicted model, not a curated record. Lineage: Eukaryota; Metazoa; Chordata; Mammalia; Eulipotyphla; Talpidae. Gene Ontology annotation, cellular component: external side of plasma membrane. Gene Ontology annotation, biological process: T cell activation.